AUGGAAGCCACAGAUGCCUCCAGAAGCAACGGGGCCAGCCCGGAAGCCAGGGAUGCCCGCAACCCCCCGGGCCCCAACGGUACCCUGGAGAAUGGGGCCAAGGCCGAAGGCCAAGAUGCCAAGACCACCAACGGGCACGGCGGGGAGGCGGCCGAGGGCAAGAGCCUGGGCGGCGCCCUGAAGACAGGGGAGGGCAAGAGCUCCCUGUUCUCGGGGAACGAGUGGCGGCGACCCAUCAUCCAGUUUGUCGAGUCCGUGGACGACAAGGGCUCCAGCUACUUCAGCAUGGACUCUGGGGACGGCAAGAGGUCCCCCUACGCCGGGCUCCAGCUGGGGGCCAGCAGGAAGCCGCCCCUCUCCUUCGCCGAGAAGGGGGAGCUGCGCAAGUCCAUCUUCUCGGAGCCCCGAAAGCCCAUGGUGUCCAUCGUGGAGCCCGGGGAGGCCCGGCGGAACAGCUACCCCCGGGCCGACGGCGGCCUCCUCCUGUGCUCCAAGUCGGGCUCCGAGGAGGUCCUGUGUGACUCCUGCAUUGGCAAUAAGCAGAAGGCCGUCAAGUCCUGCCUGGUGUGCCAGGCCUCCUUCUGUGAGCCGCACCUCAAGCCCCACCUGGAGGGCGCCGCCUUCCGCGACCACAAGCUGCUCGAGCCCAUCCGGGACUUCGAGGCCCGCAAGUGCCCCCUGCACGGCAAGACCAUGGAGCUCUUCUGCCAGACGGACCAGACCUGCAUCUGCUACCUCUGCAUGUUCCAAGAGCACAAGAAUCACAGCACGGUGACCGUCGAAGAGGCCAAGGCCGAGAAGGAGACUCUGCAUUUGCGGUGCACGUGCCUGUCGGUGGACGCUGCUUGGGGAGGGCUGCAGUUUGUGGAUACUGGGCAGCCCCCCACUCCCCUGGUGCUCAAUGCGGGGGACGUGGCCUUCCUCAACAGCUUCUCUCUACGCCUCCGAUUGGGGCAGCCCGGGACCCCUCCCCGCCCAGGCUUCCUGGCCAAGAGUAACUACAGCUCCAGGGUCUGGGAAUACUCCUCCACCAUUCAGAACUCUGAUGAGGGGCCUGCAGUCCAAGGCAGCUCCUCCUUCUCCCUGAAAGGCUAUCCUUCCCUCAUCAGGAGCCAGAGCCCCAAGGCCCAGCCCCAGACUUGGAAAUCUGGCAAGCAGACUUUGCUGUCUCACUACCGGCCCUUCUAUGUCAACAAAGGCAAUGGGAUGGGGUCCAACGAGGCCCCGUGAGUUCCAGACAGGCAGCACACCGAGGCCCUGGCACCCCUGCCCUCCCCGGCUGAUCCUGCUGCUCUCGCUACUGUGCUCAUCUGCGUGGAAGGGGGACCCCCUCCUCCUUCCCCCCGUCAGCCAGGCCCCAUCCAGGCCCCUCUCCAGCUUUGGGACUUCUAAUGGUCACCAUCUCUCCUGUGCUCAGAGACCAGCCAUCGCAGGGGUGGGAGAUAGGUUGGCUUCUCUCCCCUAAUCCACCACCCUCCUCUUGGGUGGGAUUGCUGGGGCCCACGUGGUGGCAGCCUGCCUCUCCCACCCAUGCCCCUGCUGUCAUGAGGCCUGUUGGCCGUUUCUCUCCAAGGCUUCUUCCCCGUGAUGUGGUCAGUAGGUGCUUGGCCAGGAUAGUUGCCCGUCUCUCAUCCACGUGGGCCCAACUUCUCCUUCCCACCAGCCCGGCCCCAUCAGGAGGCCGAGCCUGCAGCCCUGGGCCGCCGUGGAGGGGAAGCUCUCAGGGUCUCAGCAUCAUCCCCACCUUGCCGGGCGUCACCGUAACCGUGCGGAGUCCCGAGGUCCCUGGGGAUGGGCUCUCCUGGCUGCAAGGAUGGUCUUAGCCAAAAUAGGUCCCUCUUCUACCUGCUGAGAUAAGCAAUUCCCUCAACAUGAUAUAAUCCAUCCAUGAACAUAGUUCCUGGCCCAGCCGCCCAAGGGACAUGCCAUUUUCCUCUGGAAUCCUGGUUGUCCUGCUGUUCUGUGUCCUCCCUGGCGACGGCAAGUGAGCAGGCCGGGGACGGUGUGUCUCGGCUGGUCACUUGCAAUUUCCAGGUAACUGCUGCUGUUAUUUCUAAGGGUAGCUUACCCACCGCCGCCCACCCUCAUCCACUGCCCCCAUCCGUCUUCCUCCUCCCUCUGACUACCUUCCAUGUCGCACGCUGUCAUGGGGCGCAGGGCCUGGAGAGGGACCAAAGUAGGAGCAGCAAGGUGGGGCCCUUCCUCCUCUCACCAUCCCUCCCAAGGG
Messenger RNA from Leptonychotes weddellii (Weddell seal), 2227 nucleotides. Lineage: Eukaryota; Metazoa; Chordata; Mammalia; Carnivora; Phocidae. The record is from RefSeq and is a predicted model, not a curated record.